Molecule: messenger RNA, 6980 nt
Organism: Callithrix jacchus (white-tufted-ear marmoset)
Lineage: Eukaryota; Metazoa; Chordata; Mammalia; Primates; Cebidae
Biological process (GO): regulation of DNA-templated transcription
Molecular function (GO): RNA polymerase II cis-regulatory region sequence-specific DNA binding; DNA-binding transcription factor activity, RNA polymerase II-specific
Source: RefSeq, a predicted model, not a curated record
CAGCCCAGAGUCUGAGCACGUCUUCUGUCACUCAGACCCUGAAGGGUCGGGACCUUAAACGUUAUCCAGUCAGAAACCCUGGGCUGCGAACCGUCCAAUCAGGCAUGCAGCUGGAGCAGACAAGACGGCUUCCGGGAUUUGGCGGCACUUUUGUGUCUCCCUGCAGCCGGAGGUCUAGGUCUCACUUUCUCUGCUGUGUCCUCUCCUCCUAGAGGCCCAGCGUCUGUGGCCUUGCGACCUGCAUAAAUUGGGAGAUCCGCAGCUAAGACGCUGGAACCCUCUGGAAGCCUAGAAAUGGGACUGUUGACAUUUAGGGAUGUGGCCAUAGAAUUUUCUCUGGAAGAGUGGCAAUGCCUGGAUGCUGCACAGCGGAAUUUAUAUAAAAAUGUGAUUUUAGAAAACUACAGGAACCUUGUCUUCCUGGGUAUUGCUGUCUCUAAACCAGACCUGAUCGCCUGUCUGGAGCAAGAAAAGGAGCCUUUGAUUAUGAAGAGAGAUGAGAUGGCAGAUGAACCCCCAGUAAUGUGUUCUCAUUUUGCCCAAGAGUUUUGGCCAGAGCAGAACAUAAAAGAUUCUUCUCAAAACAUGACACUGAGAAGAUAUGAACAAUGUGGAAAUGAGAAUUUUCAAUUAAACGGCUGCAAAAGUGUGGCUGAGUGUAAGGUCCACAAAGGAGGUUUUAAUGGACUUAACCAAUGUUUACCAACUACCCAGAGCAAGAUGUUUCCGUGUGAUAAAUAUGUGCGAGUCUUUCAUAAAUUUUCACAUGCAGAUAGACAUAAGAUCAAACAUAUGGAAAAUAAACAUUUCAAAUGUAAAGAAUGUGGCAAAUCAUUUUGCAUGCUUUCACGCCUAACUCAACAUAAAAGAAUUUAUACUAGAAUGAAUUUCUGCAAAUGUGAAGAAUGUGAAAAAGCUUUUAACCAAUCUUCAAAGCUUACUACACAGAAGAGAAUUUAUACUUGUAAGAAACUCUACAAAUGUCAAGAAUGUGACAAAGCUUUUACCCAAUUCUCAAAGCUUACUGCAUAUAAAAAAAACUAUACUCGAGAAAAAUCAUACAAAUGUGAAGAAUGUGGCAAAGCCUUUAAGUGGUUUUCACGCCUUACUACACAUAAGAGAAUUCAUACAGGAGAGAAACCCUAUAAAUGUGAAGAAUGUGGCAAAGCUUUUAAUCAUUUCUCAACUCUUACUACACAUAAGAGAAUUCAUACUGGAGAGCUACCCUACAUCUGUGAAGAAUGUGGUAAAGCUUUUAAACAAUCCUCAGCCCUUACUACACAUAAGAUAAUUCAUACCGAAGAUAAACCCUACAAAUGUAAAGAAUGUGGCAAAGCUUUUAAACAAUCCUCAGCCCUUAGUACACAUAAAAGAAUUCAUACUGGUGAGAAACCCUACAAAUGUGAAGAAUGUGGCAACGCUUUUAAACACUCCCACUCCCUUACUACACAUAAGAGAAUUCAUACAGGAGAGAAACCCUACAUAUGUGAAGCAUGUGGCAAAUCAUUUAACCGAUUCUCAAAUCUUACUGAACAUAAAAACAUUCAUACUGGAGAGCAACCCUACAAAUGUGAGGAAUGUGGCAAAGCUUUUAAACGAUCCUCAAAUUUUACUGAACAUAAGAAAAUUCAUACUGAAGAGAAACCCUACAAAUGUAAAGAAUGUGGUAAAGCUUUUAAACACUCCUCAGCCCUUACUACACAUAAAAGAAUUCAUACUGGUGAGAAACCCUACAAAUGUGAAGAGUGUGGAAAAGCUUUUUACCGAUCCUCAAAACGUUCUGAACAUAAGAAACUUCAUACUGGAAUGAAACCCUACAAAUGUGAGAAAUGUGGCAAAGCUUUUAAUCAGUCCACAUCCCUUACUACACAUAAGAGAAUUCAUACUGGAGAGAACCUCUACAAAUGUGAAGAAUGUGGCAAAGCUUUUACCCAAUCCUCAACUCUUAUUACACAUAAGAGAAUUCAUACAGGAGAGAAACCCUACAAAUGUGAAGAAUGUGGCAAAGCUUUUACCAAAUCCUCAACUCUUACUAAACAUCAGAGAAUUCAUACCGGAGAGCAACCCUACGUCUGUGAAAAAUGUGGCAAAGCUUUUAAUCAGUUCUCAACUCUUAAUACACAUAAGAAAAUUCAUACAGGAGAGAAAAUCUACAAAUGUGAAGAAUGUGGCAAAGCCUUUAAUCAUUUCUCAACUCUUACUACACAUAAGAGAGUUCAUACUGGAGAGCUACCCUACAUCUGUGAAGAAUGUGGCAAAGCUUUUACCCGACCCUCAAUUCUUACUGCACAUAAGAUAAUUCAUACCGGAGAGAAACCCUACAAAUGUAAAGAAUGUGGCAAAGCUUUUAAUCACUCCCACUCCCUUACUACACAUAAGAGAAUUCAUACCGGAGAGAAACCCUACAAAUGUGAAGAAUGUGGCAAAGCUUUUCACCGAUCCUCAAAUUUUAUUGAACAUAAGAAAAUUCAUACUGAAGAGAAACCCUACAAAUGUAAAGAAUGUGGCAAAGCUUUUAACCGAUCCUCAAAACUUACUAAACAUAAGAUAGUUCAUACCGGAGAGAAACCCUAUAAAUGUGAGAGAUGUGACAAAGCUUUUAACCGAUCUGAGAACCUUGCUAGACAUAAAAAAAUUCAUAUUGGAGAGAAAAUCCAGAAAACUGAAAGAUUGAAUUUCUACAAAUGUGAAAAAUGUGAAAAAGCUUUUAACCAGUCUUCAAAGCUUACUACACAUAAGAGAAUUUAUACUUGUGAGAAACUCUACAAAUGUCAAGAAUGUGACAAAGCUUUUAACCAAUUCUCAAAGCUUACUGCAUAUAAAAAAAAUUAUACUCGAGAAAAAUUAUACAAAUGUGAAGAAUGUGGCAAAGCCUUUAACCAGUCCUCAACUCUUACUACACAUAAGAUAAUUCAUACAGGAGAGCAACCCUACAUCUGUGAAGAAUGUGGCAAAGCUUUUACCCAAUCCUCAGCUCUUACUACACAUAAGAGAAUUCAUACCAGAGAGAAACCCUACAAAUGUGAAGAAUGUGGCAAAGCUUUUAAACACUCCUCCUCCCUUACUACACAUAAGAGAAUUCAUACUGGAGAGAAACCCUACCAAUGUGAAGAAUGUGGCAAAUCUUUUAACUGAUCCUCAAAUCUUACUGAACAUAAAAACAUUCAUACUGGAGAGCAACCCUACAGAUGUGAGGAAUGUGGCAAAGCUUUUAAACGAUCCUCCAAUUUUACUGAACAUAAGAAAAUUCAUACUGAAAAGAAACCCUACAAAUGUGAAGAAUGUGGCAAAGCUUUUAAACACUCCUCAGCCCUUACUACACAUAAAAGAAUUCAUACUGGUGAGAAACCCUACAAAUGUGAAGAAUGUGGAAAAGCUUUUUACCGAUCCUCAAAACGUUCUGAACAUAAGAAACUGCAUACUGGAAAGAAACCCUACAAAUGUGAGGAAUGUGGCAAAGCAUUUAAUCAAUCCACCUCCCUUACUACACAUAAGAGAAUUCAUACUGGAGAGAACCUCUACAAAUGUGAAGAAUGUGGCAAAGCUUUUACCCAAUCCUCAACUCUUACUACACAUAAGAGAAUUCAUACAGGAGAGAAACCCUAUAACUGUGAAGAAUGUGGCAAAGGUUUUAAUCAAUUCUCAAAACUUAAUGAACAUAAGAUAAUUCAUACUGGAGAGAAACCCUACAAAUGUGAGAGAUGUGACAAAGCUUUUAACCAAUCUGCGAACCUUGCUAGACAUAAAAAAAUUCAUAUUGGAGAGAAAAUCUACAAAACUGAAAGAUGUGACAAUGAUUUUGACAACAGCUUAAGCUUUUCUAAAUAUAAAGAAAGUCGUACUGGUGAAACAUACUAGAAAUGUAAAGAAUGUGUCAAAGACUUUAAAUAGUUUUCACACUUGUUUGUACAUAAAAUAAUUCACACUGGAGAAAACUAGGUGUGAAGUAUUUGGCAAUACUGUUAAUGCCCAAAUCUUAUUGCACAGGAAAGCAUUUAUACUUGAGAGGAAUUGUACAAAUACAAAGAAUAUGGAAUAGCCAUUAAGAUCUGCUCACAUCUUACCCAAUAUCAGAAUGCUGGGACUUAAUAAAAGCAUUAUAAAUGCAAUUACUGUCAAGAAAAAAAAUAUAACCCUUUAAAGUUAAGCAUAUUCAUUUUGAAGACAUAUUAAAAACAAAGAAGGUUGUAGUACAUUUCAUGUAUCACAGAUCUUAUCACCCACAUUUUGUACUAGAGAAAAACCCUGAAGCAGUUGCUGAAACUUUAUUCAACAUCAGGCAUUCUGUAUUGGAGAAAAACUCUGCAAAUGUAAUAAAUUUGGAAAAACCUACUUAUCAAAACCUAUAGCUUAGAAAACACAAGAGAGUUUAUACUAAAAUAUGUUUUUGCAGGCCAGAGCACUUUGGGAGGCUGAGGCAGGUGGAUCACCUCAGGUCAAGAGUUUGAGACUAGCCUGGUUGACAUGGUGAAGCCUCAUCCCUACAAAAAAUACAAAAACUACCCAGGCAUGGUGGCUGGUGCAUGUAAUGUAUUCCCAGCUACUCAGGAGGGUGAGGCAGGAGAAUCGCUUGAACCUGGGAGCAGUGAGCCAAGAUUGUGCCCUUGCACUCCCACCUGGGUGACAAGAGUGAAACUCUGUCUUAAAAAAAAUAUAUAUAUAUAUAUAUAUAUACACACACACAUAUACAUAUAUUUGCAGAUGCAGUAAAUAUAAAACUUUUAAUACAAAGUUUAUGUCAAUAUCAGAUAACUUACAGUGAAAAUAUCUAAGGCAGUGACUGAGACAUUACAGUAAAUCAGAGUGCUGAGUAUAAAAAAUCAUCCAGAGCUAAAGUUGGUAGAUAAAUCAUUUAUAUAUAACUGUAAAAGAUGCAAAAAGUAUUUUGGUAAAGUUAUAAUUACAUUCAAAGUACACUUUUAGCAUGGUGGCUCACACCUGUAAUCCCAGCACUUUGGGAGGAUGAGGCAGGUGGAUCACCUGAGGUGAGGAGUUCGAGACCAGCCUGAUCAAAAUGGAGAAACCCCAUCUCUACUAAAAAUACAAAAUUAGCUGGGCGUGGUGGCACACACCUGUAAUCCAGCUACUUGGAGGCUGAGGCAGGAGAAUCGCUUCAGUCCAGGAGGUGGAGAUUGUGGUAAGCUGAGAUCAUGGCAUUGCACUUCAGACUGGGCAACAAGAGCAAAACUUCAUCUAAAAUAAAUUUAUAUUUAUAUACCUUUAAAAAAAAAGAUUUGUAACAUGAAUAGUGUCAUAAUUUCAACUGUCAAAUUACUUCAUGCUCUUCAUUCCUAUUGUAUGAGACUUUAAAAUUAGGAGGGAAUUCGUUACGAUCUUUUAUAUGGAAGGGUAAGGGCAUUAAAAUGUAAGACAAACGAUAAAUAUCUAAGUUGAGAGGCUCUUUUUAACAUAGGUGGUGCCUGAGGUAGGUGUUCAGAAUAAUAUUCUGCAUUAUAGUGAGGAAAAAACAUUUUAUUUUUGUUUGUUUUUUUUUGAGAUGAAGUCUCUCUCUGUCAUCCAGACCGGAGUGCAGUGGUGCAAUCUCGGCUCACUGCAACCUCCAUCCACCUCCUAGGCUUCAAAGGAUUCUCCAGCCUCAGCCUCCUAAGUAGUUGGGAUUACAGGUGUGUGCCACUACGCCCAGCUAAUUUUUGUAUUGUUAGUAAAGCCAGGGUUUCACCAUGUUUGUCAGGCUGGUCUCAAACUCCUGACCUAGUGAUCCACCAGCCUCAGCCUCCCAAAGUGUUGGGAUUACAGGCCUGAGCCACGGUGCCUGGCCAAAAAAAGCAUUUUAAAUUUUAGUUGAAAGUAGUAGUAUAUAAUUUUACUAAUUGUACUGUUAUGUAAUAAAAUGUUGUAUAUUCUUAAAAUUUUUUUAAUUAUGUGAGAGCUUAAUUUUUUUAAACUUUUAUUUAUCAAUGUUUAAAGAAUUCUGUCUUUAAUAAAGUGUUAAUAUUCCACUACCUUUUUCUUUUCUUUUUUUUUUUUUUUUGAGAUGGAGUUUCACUCUUGUUACCCAGGCUGGAGUGCAAUGGCGCAAUCUCGGCUCACCGCAACCUCUGCCUCCUGGGUUCAGGCAAUUCUCCUGCCUCAGCCUCCUGAGAAGCUGGGACUACAGGUGCGUGCCACCAUGCCCAGCUAAUUUUUGUAUUUUUAGUAGAGACGGAGUUUUCACCAUGUUGACCAGGAUGGUCUCUCGAUCUCUUGAUCUCGUGAUCCACCCACCUCGGCCUCCCAAAGUGCUGGGAUUAUAGGCGUGAGCCACCGCGCCCGGCUCCACUACCUCUUUCACCUUCCUCAAGGGUGUAGGCAAAAGCUGGUAACAAUAUACUAUUUGGUAACAUUAUGAACAAAUAUUUCUAGUAAUUCCUUUUGCCAGUGACGUGAAACAGCAAGGAGGUUAAAGAAUAUUGUUCCCAUAGGUUCAAUAUUUUUUCAUAAAUUUAUACUUUCUAAUUUUUGUGGAUACAUUGUAGGUCUAUAUAUUUAUGCCAUAUAUAGCAUACUUUGAUACAGGUGUACAGUAUGUAAUAAUUACAUCAGGGAAAAUGAAGUAUUCAUCAUCUCCAGCAUUAAUCCUUUGUAUUACAAGCCAAUUCUACUGUUUUCGUUUUUUUAAAUGAACAGUUGUUAUUGACUACAGGUCUAUUUUUAUGAUUAUAAUAAAAAUUAUAUAGAAGUAUAAAAUCCACACACGCUGAGUCCUGAAUAAACAUUAAAAAAUUGUUAUAUAGUUUUGAACAUGUGGCCUCUCUGCCUGCAAACACAUACAGAUUCUUAGUUUUGAUUUACAUAAAGUUAAAUAUACAUAUGCAUUACUUUUAAGUUAAACCUUAGGUAUAAGAAAAUUUUGGGUUGGGCCGGUGGCUCACGCCUGUAAUCCCAGCACUUUGGGAGGCCGAGGCGGGUGGAUGACGAGGUCAAGAGAUCGAGAUCAUCCUGGUCAACAUGGUGAAACCCCGUCUCUACUAAAAAUACGA